Messenger RNA from Paramuricea clavata, 5132 nucleotides. The record is from the annotation of a GenBank genome assembly. NCBI's taxonomy places the organism in Eukaryota, Metazoa, Cnidaria, Anthozoa, Malacalcyonacea, Plexauridae.
CCGCUUUCUUGUGCAAAUUCUGCAGUAUAUAUUAACUCUGCUCACUUCAUACUAAAAUAAACCGACUAAGUUUGUUUUCUAAGCGACCUGAAGCAAAAUGGCAACAUCUCAACAAGAGGUGGACUGGCAAUCGACGAAGAAGACGGUGUUAGAACGAAGUCGUCAUAUGUUUAAUAAUCCGUUCAUGAGCGAUAUCGCGUUCAGUUGUGAAGGCUCAGACAAGAAAUUCUUCGCACAUAAAUAUGUCCUCGCCACAAGUAGUGCUGUAUUUUAUGCGAUGUUUUACGGCGAGCUGGCAGAGAAGAAUUCAGUUGUUCAUCUGAGCGAUACGGACGAGGAAAGUCUGGAGGAAUUUCUACGGUUUCUUUACACGGACCAGUGUAACUUGACAACAGAUAAUGCCGUGGGUGUAUUGUACUUGGCCAAGAAGUAUAUCGUGCCCUCUCUCGCUCAGAAAUGUUUUGAAUAUUUUGACGCCAACUUCGCAGUAGAAAAUGUUUUCAUAAUUUUACAGCAAGCAAUUCAAUUUGACGAAAAUAAACUUGAGGAGAAAUGCUGGAAUUUAAUAGAUUUGAAAACAAGCGAAGCUGUCGCUUCUGAUGGAUUUUGUGACAUUAAUCAAGCAACUUUAGUAGAGUUAGCGAAGCGAGAACCGUUGAACGUCGAAGAGGUUGAUCUUUUCAAAGCAGUUUUAAAAUGGAGCGAAGCGGAAUGCUCUAGGAAGGGAAUAGAAGCGAAUGCAAAGAACAAACGAGCCGCCAUGGGAAAUGCAAUCUAUCAAAUACGUUUUGCUUCUAUGACGCUUCAAGAUUUGGCUCAGAAUGUUUCCCAGUCGGGUAUACUUACACUAGAAGAAAUCGUUCUAUUCUAUGAGAAAUUGGGCGGAGCAGAAAAAACGUCCGAAGUAUGGAAUAUGUCAAAAACAAGAGCAAAAGAAGAUAUCAUACUAAGAUGUUGCAGAUUUGAUAGCUAUGGCCUUUAUGGAAUCGAGAUCGCAGUGAGCACUUGGGUGGACACACUAGGUAUGUCAUUUAGUAAGCCAGUGAAAUUUUACGGUGUUCGCUUGCUUGGCAGCAAACAGGAUGAAUACAAUGUGAAGUUAGAGGUUUUGUCUCGGAUAAUUGAACGGAAAUUUCUUUCAGAACAGGAUAAUCGUGGCGCACGUGAAGGGUUUGAUGUCAUGUUACCAGUACCAACUACGGUUCAAGCUAACGUUCCUGUUAAUCUGAAAGCCACCAUAACCGGCCGUCGUUACUCUCUUGAUAGGGCGUGUGUGAGAAAGACAGUAGAAAUAAAUGGUAUUACUAUAAAUUUUAAAAUGUUGCAUACUAACAGUCAUUUUGAUAAAAUUAUCUUCAGUGAAAUGUUUAAAUGAGAUGCAACUUUCUUACGAUUUUUAAGAUAACCGAUGGUGUAAACAUUGUUAAUCACAUUUCAAUACAAAAUGGGAAGAAAAUAGAUGGAGAAAUGGCAAAGAGGUUGACAAUAGCUAUGCCACAAGGAGAUUAAAUAGAAUAUCACUAAUUUUGAGGGCUGUAGGGACAAACUGAAAAUUAAAACAGGAUCAAAACUUGGCAUCUUUAGGGGUGACUAUUUGAUUUUUGAUGGACGGGAUGCAAAAAAUAUAUUGCAGAAGAAAAAAUAUUCAGCAAUACAUUUUUAUAUGUGCUCAAGAAAUGUAAAAACCGGCCCUCCUGCCCCAUCAAAAAUUAAAAGUUGAAGUCCUGUUAGGGGUUUUACGUAUAAGCUAUACUUUUCCAAACUAUUUUAGUUAUAAAGUAUUAAAAACGAUGGACUUUGGGGUAUAAAUUACAAACUAUUACUGACGACUCUUCAAAAUAGAUAUUUUGUGUUGCAUUUAAUUGUGAUAUUAAUUGUCAAUAGUGACCAACAGUGGUCAAUAGUUAUCGCUUCUAAUGUCUCUAAUUCGACUAUCGAUCAGACCUCGAGGUCGAUCAGACCUCUAGUGUCUCUGGUAGUCGUGGAUGGGGCUUUGUUUAUUGUGUUUACACUACUGAUAUCAACAUACUACAUGAUUUUCGUGAAUGAAUGAGCGUGCUUAUAUGAGCAUACCGGAUUUUGGUUUGCUUAUGAGAACGCCCGUAUAUAUACCAAAACACUGUAAUAUGCUGCUGAGCAUGUGUAUGAGCAUACUGCAAAACUUUAGGUAUUCGUUAUAGCGACGGCGGUUUGUGGCUUUCACGAAUAUCGGAUUUCGCCAUACCUUGCAGCCUAGGCGGUUUGUCGCUAUUACGAAUACGGAAUAUCGGAUUUCGCCAUACCUUGCAGCCCAGGCGGUUUGUGGUUAUAAAGGAUUUCGGCAUAUCUUAUAGCCACGACGGUUUCUGGCUGUGAAUGAUUAAAAUGACAUACAUGCCAUUUAAUAGUUGAAAAUCUAAGAUGAAUCCAUUCUUUUUGGAACCAUAUAUAGAAACGCCUUUGCGAGAUUUUACACAUCAACCUCCUCCAGUAAAUCAUCGUUGUCCUAAAUCGAAACUUAGUCUGCGAUUGGAAGGGCGGUCGUCUCCCCUCCCUCGCCUCCCCCAGCCUCCCCGGCCCUGGCUACGCCACUCAUUUCAGAGAAUGUAAGGUGAUGCACAUUGUCAUAAACUUCAAUCUCGACACAAGACAACCUCGACUUGCCUCCCGGGAAAAUUUUGAAAUCUAGAGUCCCUGAAAUGUGAUUUCAAGGCAUUUUGGGGUGAAAUUUUGCAGAGUUUCGAAGAUUAUGAAGUACAUCAAAAACAUGAUUUUGUUUACCAGAUAUUUCUCCUCGGAACUAAAUAGAUUGCCUGGAAAACACACCUUGGAAAACUGGAGGAGGGGACCGCGUCGUCUUACUUCACCUCUGUGCGUGAUGCUGGGGGGAGACUCCCAAACUACUCUACUACACGUAAAAAUCUCACAACUUGUCAACAAGAUGUGUUCGCAACAGGCUUGUGGCAAGCUUGUCAACAAGUUGUAACAAUGCUGUUAUUUUAUCAAGUUGCUACAGGGUUGUCACUCACAACUUGUCGUGAAAUUGUUGAAUUGCAGGACGAUAACAAGUUGUUAGAACAACUUGCAACAAGACUAUGGAGCUCAACAACCUUGUAGCAAGUUAUCAACAACCCGGGAACAACUUGUCAACAAGCUGGGAACAAGCAGUGCUAACAUAUCCUGUUGACAAGUUGUUGGAACAACAUUGCUACAAGUCUGCUGCAGGUUUGUUACAACUUGUGCGUUUUUACGUAUGUAGCCCGUCUCACAGACCUUACAAUUAGUAAUGACGCAUUUCACGCAUUUUUUUGAAUAAGUAUAAAAAUGUAUGUGUCGAGACUGGUCAUUCGUUAAUACAAACUCAGUCAAAAAGGAAAUAUAUCAAAAGCACGCCUAGGUGUGUUUUAUCAUAUUUAGAAUGCAAAGGCAUUUUAAUUAACUGAUAAAACACAACUACAAGUGUUGUGAGUUGCUUAAAAUACGACUAGAACAGUCAGAUGCCACUCUCAUUGUCAUCUUUCAAGAAAAAUGAGGAUUGAAUUUCAAGUUUCGAUUUUAAUGCAAAUACUUCCGCUUUCUUGUGCAAACUCUGCAGUGUAAAACUCUGCUCACAUUAUACUAAAAUAUACCAACUAAGUUUGUUUUCUAAGCGACCUAAAGCAAAAUGGAAAAGGCUUCGCAACAAGAGCUGGACUGGCAAUCGACGAAGAAGACGGUGUUAGAACGAAGUCGUCAUAUGUUUAAUAAUCCGUUCAUGAGCGACAUCGCGUUCAGUUGUGAAGGCUCAGACAAGAAAUUAUUCGCACAUAAAUAUGUCCUCGCCACAAGUAGUGCUGUAUUUUAUGCGAUGUUUUACGGCGAGCUGGCAGAAAAGAAUUCAGUUGUUCAUCUGAGCGAUACGGACGAGGAAAGUCUGGAGGAAUUUCUACGAUUUCUUUAUACGGACGAGUGUAACUUGACAACAGAUAAUGCCGUGUUUGUAUUGUACUUAGCCAAGAAGUAUAUCGUGCCCUCGCUCGUUCAGAAAUGUUUUGAAUAUUUUGACGCCAGCUGUGCAGCAGAAAAUGUUUUCAUACUUUUACGCCAAGCAAUUCAAUUUGACGAAAAUAAACUUGAGGAGAAAUGCUGGGAUUUUAUAGAUUUGAAAACAAGCGAAGCUGUCGCUUCUGAUGGAUUUUCUGAUAUUAAUCAAUCAACUUUAGUGCAGUUUUUGAAGCGUGAACCGUUGAACGUCGAAGAAGUUGAUCUUUUCAAAGCAGUUUUAAAAUGGAGCGAAGCGGAAUGUUCAAGGAAGGGAAUAGAAGCGAAUGCAAAGAACAAACGAGCCGCCAUGGGAAAUGCAAUCUAUCAAAUUCGUUUUGUUUCUAUGACCCUUCAAGAUUUGGUUCAGAAUGUUUCCCAAUCGGGUAUACUUACACUAGAAGAAAUAGUUUUAUUCUAUGAGAAAUUGGGCGGAGCAGAAAGAACGUCCAAAGUAUGGAAUAUGUCAGAAACAAGAGCGAAAGAAGAUAUCUUACUAAGAUGUGGUAUAUUUGAUAGAUAUUAUGGAAAUUGUAGAUUUCCGGCGAUCGUUGAGAACACUUGGGAGGACACGCUAGGUAUAUCAUUUAGUAAGCCAGUGAAAUUUCACGGUGUUCGCUUGCUUGGCAGAAAACAGAAGGAAUAUAACGUGAAGUUAGAGGUUUGGUCUCGGAUAAUUGAAAAGAAAUUUCAUUCAGAGCCGGGUAAUCGUGGCAUGUCUGGGUUUGAUGUCAUGUUACCAGUACCAAUUAAGGUUCAAGCCAAUGUCCCGGUUCAUCUGAAAGUCACCAUAACCGGCUGUCCUUGCUAUUGGUACUCGCAUGUGAGAAAGACAGUAGAAACAAAUGGCAUUACUGUAAAUUUUGAAAUCGAGAAAAAGAGUCAGUUUGAAGGAAUUAUUUUCAGUGAAAAUUUAAAUGAGAUGCGGCAUUCUUACGAUUUUUUAGAAUGAUGGUGUAAACACUGUUAAUCACAUUUCAAUACAAAAUGGGAAGAAAGUCAGGAUGGAGAAAUGACAAAGGGGUUGGCAAUAACUAUGCCAUAGAGAGAUUAAAGAGAAUUACACUCAUUUUGAGGGCUGUAGGGACAAAUUGAAAAAUAUAACAGGAAACUUGGCAUCUUUAGGAGCGACC